Molecule: messenger RNA, 1227 nt
Organism: Cyphellophora attinorum
Lineage: Eukaryota; Fungi; Ascomycota; Eurotiomycetes; Chaetothyriales; Cyphellophoraceae
Exons: 3
Coding region: 1-1227 (408 amino acids)
Source: RefSeq, a predicted model, not a curated record
AUGAGCUCGGGCAAGAACGCAGAUAACGAUCUGCUUGCUCGCCUCAACGCGUUGAAGAAAUCGACCAUAGCACUUGAUACCCCGACACUUGCCCCACCAAGGACACAGGUCAACAAUGAUAUUCCCAUCGAUCCUUCAGCAGGCCGCGCGCUGCACGAGGCGCUCUCGGAUCGCUUCAAGUUGCUGUCAGGAGGGGAACGAGCCCCCGUGAACGACAAUGGGCGAAUCAACAGCUUAGACGAAGGCGAAGCAUUCCCUGGUGACAACGAUGACAGGACGUUUGAGGAAUUGCUCGCUGAUCUAGGGCCUGCCGAUCAGUGGAACGUAGGCAAGACAGAGCAAGACGAAGUCAAUGACCUACUUCGUUCUGCCGGCGCCGCGCUCAAUAGCAAGCCCGCCCUGGAGACCAUACCAGGGGAAGCAGAAGGUGCAGAUUCUGCGGCCACGAAAUUCGAGCACACUCUGCCCUCAGUGGACGUCACAGCCUUCCAGCCUGAACCCGACUCUGACGACGAAGAUGGAGAAUCGGCCUCGUCUCGACCUACCAAAACGAAACUCAAUGCCACGAUCAACGACGAGGCUGAUGCCGUGCUCCAGCGACUCUUGGACGAAGUAAAGUACGAGGAGAAGCACGGUUCGACGCCUGAUCAAGGUGACGAGGCGUCCUCGGCGCAUGAGGACGACGAGACGACCGAUGGCGACGAGAAAGCUUCUGACGGUGCUGGCAAUGUGCGGCAAGGCAGAGAUACUGGAGACACUGGCGCUGAAUUACCUGGUCCGAAAGCAACGACUUCUAAAGCGGUCGCAGAUCCCUUCGCCACCCUCUCCCUUCCCUCCGCACCAAAAUCUGCACUUCCCUCCCUGCCCGUCAACAAGAGCCCCAUCGGAGCUCUCAACACCGCCGACAGCGACCUAGCCUCCCGCUUCGCCUCCCUUUCCCUCCCAACUACGAUCAACACGCCUUCACUGCCACCUGUUCCCACAACCACGACCAAAACACCCAAGACGAAGUUCCAGCCCACCGACGAAGAGAUAGACACCUGGUGCAGCAUCUGCCUCGACAACGCGACCCUCUCGUGUCUCGGCUGCGACGGCGAGUUGUACUGCACCAACUGCUGGCUCGAGGGUCAUCGUGGAGAGGAUGCGGGAAUGGAAGAACGGGGCCACCGGGCUGUGCAAUUCGGAGGGAAGAAGCAAGCGAAGAAGAAGGUUGCGAUGGGAGCGUAG